CGCACUUCGCACACCAAUCCUGCCACAGUAGCAUCAGAGUCACAGAAGUGGCAGACAUGCAACGCUUCAACAUCGGCUUGCUUCUUGCGCUUACAGCGAUUACACGAGCAGAAAACGAUUGUCCCAGGAUCAUUAGCAGAUCUGGCUGGGGAGCAAGACCUUCCAAGCACGUGGAAUAUAUGAAAAUCCCUGUGGAGUAUGUUGUUAUCCAUCACACCGUAACUCCAAGUUGCAGCACUGUGAGCAUGUGCGUGGACCGGGUGGCCAGUAUACACUCAUUUCACGUGGACACAAAUGGCUGGAGUGAUAUUGGUUUUUCGUUUUUGGUCGGCGGGGAUGGCAACGUAUAUGAGGGCCGUGGCUGGCACCAAGUUGGGGCUCACACGUAUGGCUUCAACAGGAGGAGCGUAGGAAUUGCAUUGAUAGGAGAAUUCACUGAUUCCUUGCCCCCACGGAUCCAGUUGGAGGCCUUGAAGAGUUUACUGGAGUGCGGUGUAAAGGAGGGAGAGUUAGCGGAGAACUACAAGGUGUUGGCAGCUCGUCAGGUCUCGGCCACGAAGAGCCCGGGGCUUGCGCUCUUUCAGGAGAUUCAGACCUGGCCCGAUUGGGUUGAAAAUCCAUGAGAGACAGUGGCUAAUUCAAGCAUCAUGUUCCUUUGGUGGACCUCCUAAUAUUAAAGAAAAUAUUUUCUGAAUUUUGAGUGGGAUGACAGUGAAACUUAGCCAACAUUCAUACUCCCAUUUCUUUUAAAAAUGAAAAUAUUAUGAAGAUUUUGUCAUGCAAAUCAAAUGCUUAUUGGUGCAUAAAUAAACAAGAAGUUCUGGGAAGAA
Cryptotermes secundus is the source of this 830-nucleotide messenger RNA. Its product is annotated as peptidoglycan-recognition protein 2. Lineage: Eukaryota; Metazoa; Arthropoda; Insecta; Blattodea; Kalotermitidae. The coding region runs from base 57 to 623 and encodes 188 amino acids. Gene Ontology annotation, biological process: peptidoglycan catabolic process; innate immune response. The record is from RefSeq and is a predicted model, not a curated record. The transcript is spliced from 4 exons. Gene Ontology annotation, molecular function: zinc ion binding; N-acetylmuramoyl-L-alanine amidase activity; peptidoglycan binding.